AUGGAAGGGAGGCAAUUGUUUGUGCCGGGAAGUGCUGCAGUCAGCGGCAGUGGUAGCGGUAGCGGUGGCGGUAGUGGUGACGGUAUACCUCUAGGGAGCCAACCAGGUCCCGGCGGCCUACCUGACUCCAGUGACCGUGACCGUGACCGUGACCGCGACCGUGGCCGUAGCCAUAGCCAUGACCACACCUCCGUCUCCGCCUCCGUCUCCGCCCCCGCUUCCGCCCCCGCGGACGUCUCAGCAUCCUCCCCUGACGGCGGAGUCACCGCGCCGCUUCCGGUACCUGACCGCUCGGUCCCGAACACAGCGCAGGACACGGCCACGACGAUCACGGUCAAGGCCACGGUCAAGGCCACGACCCUCCCUCUUGCUGUCCAGUCCGACUCUCUGCCUGCUUCGGCCAAAAUGCCAGCUAGCUCAUCCUCACUUUCACCUUUCUCUUCUUCUUCUUCACCUUCACCCAAACCCACAGCAACAGCAGCCAUAUCUACAUCUAGAUCUACAUCCACCGACAACGGCACCGGUAAUGGUAACUUCCGUUCCGCCGCCCGCCCCGCCGCCACUGUCAGAGCCGUCACACCGGAGCCGGCUGAAGUUACGUUCAAUAUGUCUGCAAAAAGCGGCAAGGCGAACACCGCAGCCCUGCCACACCGGCCAGGCGCAUUUCCCUCCAUCUCUCCCGAAACCUCGCCACGGUCCACCCCCGGUGCUGGCGGCCCUGUUGUGAGCAAGACGGCGCCCGCACCCGUCCCGGCUGGCAGUUCAUCUGGAAAUCCGUCUGGUCCCGUAGCAGCAACUCCGUCUAGCCUCCCCACGCGACGCCAGGGCAUGGUGUUCGGAGAGGGUAUGGGGGGGCUCUAUCGACAGCGCCUCGUCAAGCCUCUGCUUCAACCGCACUUCAACUCGUAUGGACCGCAAGACACUCACCACAUAGCAGCCGCGUCUGGACACAAGGAGAGGAAGUCAUCAACGACGAGGACCCGGCUUACCAAGAAGUCUGCCACCUCUCACCAUUCCUCUCCAUUAUCAUCGCCCCAGCCCUCAGUUGAUUCUUUGCCGUUGCCCGUCCCUACGCGAGAUGCCAACAAAGUCUUGCUGUUGAUGAAGAACCUGUGCGGUAGGAUGCGCGGCGAGGCUCAAUAUCUCAAAGAAAUUGGUGGCCCAUGGUACGGUGGUACAUGCUACAUAGACGAGGAGAAGGGGAGCUUGGUGAGCGACUCGGGAGAGGGUGGCUCUUGUUCUCACUCCCUCCUUAUGCCGGAUCUGCGUGGGUGCCGUGUGCUUCCCCUCAGUCGGAUGGAGAGAGGCGGCCGGCCAUCGCUGGAGAUUACCAGCCCGCAUCUCAAUCUCAGCAUCAUCUUGCGCCCUUCAGCGGCAGAAGAGUAUGAUCUGUGGCUUGCUGCCCUGCUGUGUUGGCAGCAGCUGCGGCCUUCCGGGACCAAGAAUACCAUCACAAGAUCAGGGAGUAGCGUUGCUCUGCCGCCGCUCAGGAGCGAGAUGCAGCGUCGGGCCUCCUCUUCCGGCCUGCGAGAGGCUACCGUCAUCAAGGUGGGCAGAGUUAUGCUCUGGGAUAAAGGUUUGGCUACCUCCCCGCGGGCCAUCGUCAAGCGUCCCUCAGCGCGAGAUUUGCGAAUACCACACAUGGCCUGGAAACGUGUUUCCUGCAUACUAUCCGACAACGGCGAACUCAAACUCAUGGCAGAGCAUGACGUCUCGCUUCUGGCCAUGAUCGAGUUGUCUCAGUUGUCCAGGUCAGCUAUACAGCAGCUCGAUAAGACGGUGCUCAACGAAAACUACUGUAUAGGUAUCUUCCCCAUCUACUCUCCUACCUCCACUCAACUGUCAAUUUUGCGCCCAGUGUACAUAUCCAUGGAGUCAAGGGUUCUCUUUGAGGCUUGGUUUGCCCUUCUCAGAGCGUUUGCCGUACCUGAUAUAUACGGGCUUGAUCCAACAAGCCGAGGCCAUGUGUACGAGGUCACCAACCUCAACUCGGCACCCAAAGGAGAAGUUUUCAGAGUCGAAAAAACGAUCAAAGUUAGGGUCACCGAGGCAAGGCUACGGAGCAGGACCUUUUCUCAGGAAGGAAGCAUGAUGGAGCGCCAAGGCAAAAAUACUGCAGAGCUGGACCCUGUCGUCGGGAAUUACUUCGCCGAGGUCAUACUGGAUGGCGAAGUUCGAGGCCGCACAUCAGCCAAAUCCAAUACCAAGAACCCUUUCUGGCGAGAGGAUUGCGAGUUUACCGACCUUCCUCCCUCCUUACCUUACUUAUCGGUGGUUCUGAAACGGAUCGUCGGCACCACUGAAAGUUUUAGCCACCAGCUUCAGGCCACUCUUGGCUUGCCGAAAGCCGGCCAGCUGAGCGAGGUGCUGUGCGGCGCUGUCGACAUACCCUUGCACCUCCUACAGCGCGGAAAAGACCACGAGCAGUGGCUCCAGGUGUUUGACGCACGACAGCAGUCGAUUGGAACAAUGCUUCUCAAGGUGCAUCACGAAGAGUUCAUAGUCUUGCACUCCAAAGAAUAUCAGCCUCUCUCAGAGCUCCUGCAUCGCUUUACAUCGGGGCUGACGACACAGAUAGCCGAGGUGAUGCCUGGAAACCUACGGAAGCUCGCAGAACUAUUCGUCAAUAUAUUCCAGGUCUCUGGAAAGGCAACAGAGUGGCUGGUGACCUUGGUAGAGGAAGAGAUUGACGCGAUAGGGAGCCAAACUGCGAGCAAGAGACCGCGGUUCAACCAGCGGCUGAUGUCCAGUGACUCAAUCUCCUCUGACGACAAACGGUCUACACUUGUACAAAUGCAAAGGACGCUCCCGGGCGAGGCGAGCUUGCUGUUUAGAGGAAACUCGUUGUUGACGCAGGCCUUUGAGUUGUACAUGCGACGCUUAGGCAAAGAGUAUUUGGAAGAGACUCUGGCAGAAAAGAUCCGUGAGAUCAACGAGCUCGACCUUGACUGUGAGGUUGAUCCGAGUAGAGUACAGAACGGUGACGAUAUACAGCAGCAUUGGGCGAAGCUCAUUGAGCAUACUGGCGCUGUGUGGCGCUGUAUCGCAUCGUCCGCAAACCGCCUGCCGCCCGAAAUUCGUCACGUCCUGAAAUAUAUACGGGCUGUUGCAGAGGAUCGCUAUGGCCACUAUCAUAGAACCGCUGCCACUGUUUAUACUUCGGUGUCCGGGUUUCUCUUCCUGCGUUUCAUCUGCCCAGCUAUCCUUAAUCCGAAGCUCUUCGGCCUCCUGCGCGACCACCCCAAACCGCGCGCACAACGCACCCUGACUCUCAUCGCCAAGAGCAUCCAAGCUCUAGCCAACCUCACCAACCUGAAUAGGGACACCAAGAAGGAGGCAUGGAUGGAGCCAAUGACCGAGUUCCUCCACAGGCAGCGCCAGCCAUUCAAGGAUUUUGCUGACGCCGUGUGCGCCAUUCCGGCCGAGAAAACCAGUACCGCCGUGCCUGCUCCCUACUCGACGCCCCUGACGAUUCUGGGACGCCUGUCACCCCUCGCUCGUGAGGGGUUUCCUUCGCUCCCGUACCUGGUCGAUCAUGCGCGCAACUUUGCGGCUUUGGUCAAGCUAUGGGCUAAAAUCCAUCCCGAGUCAGACUGGGACGCUUCCAACUGCGAAGGCGACCUGCUUCAGUUCCAUCGUCUAUGCACGACGCUCCACCAACGCGCAACGCACUGCUUCUCGCAGAUGGAGACCCGUCGAAGCGCUGGUGAAACUACCACCAAGCCACCGGAUGAACGGCUUCGUCUUUCCGAUGCUCUGGACAACCUGAGCUAUGGUGAUGUCCUUGGCAUGUCUGCGCGCAACAACGCGACUGGGACCUUUUGGGUAGACGGUGAGAGCAUGACGCCUGGCUCCUCAGGUAGCGAGGUAGAUGGGCCUGUUAUGGGAGGCGGCGGCAGUAGCAGCACAAGCAUUAGUUGUAGGGACAUACGGAACGCCUCGAGCGCGAUACGGCAAGGUUCCAAGAGCAGCGAGCAGCUGUCGUCCAUGUCGGGCGGGACUGUGAAGGGGUUGCGCAAUGGAAUGCAGGCGCCACGGAAAUUCCUUACAGGGUUCAUCCGUAAGACAAGGACGGCUUCACCCGAGCUCGGUACGGGAAGCAGCACCGGAUUCAUCACGGGGCUAAUGCUGCCUGAAGCAGGCAGCACCGACGAUGAUGACAACGACGAUGAUGAUGAUGACCUAUCUCUUGAGAGCAUGCUUGCUAUCGAUCUGGCGGACCAUCCGGCAGCACCAACCGCCGAAUACGUACUAAUGUCUCCAGACCUCAAUCGAGGGGAGGGGAUUGCCUACUUUGGUCCGUCUCGCAAGAAAACGACAGUGUCUACAAAAGCGGCGAAAGUGGCCUAA
This is a messenger RNA of Sordaria macrospora k-hell, 4350 nucleotides long. Lineage: Eukaryota; Fungi; Ascomycota; Sordariomycetes; Sordariales; Sordariaceae. The record is from RefSeq and is a predicted model, not a curated record.